CCUUGGUGGCAACCUCCCUUGGUGGGCAGCCCAGGGCUUCCUCAGCCCAUGCAGUCCCCGGCUACCCCUGCUGAAGGCCUCAGUGGCUCCCUCUUUGGGGCCUACCCCCUGCCUACCUUCAAGUUCCAGCCUCGCUCUGAGAGCGUGGACUGGAGGCGCAUUAGUGCCCUGGAUGUGGACCGUGUGGCGCGGGAGCUGGACGUGGCCGCCCUGCAGGAGAACAUCACCGGGGUGACCUUCUGCAAUUUGGACCGGGAGGCAUGCAGCCGCUGUGGGCAUCCUGUGGACCCGGUGCUGCUCAAGGUGCUGCGCUUGGCCCAGCUCAUCAUCGAGUACCUGCUGCACUGCCAGGAUUGCUUGAGCACUAGCGUCGCCCAGCUGGAGGCCCGGCUGCAGGCCAGCCUGGGCCAGCAGCAGCGUGGCCAGCAGGAGUUGGGGCGCCAGGCCGACGAGCUCAGGGGUGUGAGAGAGGAGAGCCGACGGCGUCGCAAGAUGAUUGGCACCUUGCAGCAGCUGCUCCUGCAGACGGGGGCCCACAGCUACCACGCGUGCCACCUGUGUGACAAGACGUUCAUGAAUGCCACCUUCCUCCGGGGCCACAUCCAACGCAGGCACACGGGCACAGCAGAAGGCGAGAAGCAGAAGAAGCAGGAACAGCCAGUGGAGGAGGUAUUGGAAGAGCUGCGGGCCAAGCUAAAAUGGACCCAAGGGGAGCUGGAAGCCCAGAGGGAGGCGGAGAGGCAGCGGCAGCUGCAGGAAGCAGAGAUUACCCGUCAGAAGGAAAUAGAAGCUAAGAAAGAAUUUGAUGAAUGGAAAGAAAAAGAGCGGGCCAAGCUAUAUGAGGAAAUAGACAAGCUAAAAAAAUUAUUUUGGGAUGAAUUUAAAAGUGUUGCCAACCAUAACUCUGCGCUAGAAGAGAAACUGCAGGUGCUGCAGUCCCACAGUGUGGUGGAGUCCAAUCUCGGGUCACUGCGGGAUGAGGAGUCUGAGGAGCGACUCAGGCAGACUCAGGAGCUCCAGGUCCUGAGGGAGAAGAUGGAUGUUCAGAAUGCAGAAUGGAAGAGAAAAAUGAAGGAACUUCAGGGAAAGCAUGCGGCUCAGAAGCAAGAGCUGCAGGAGCAGAACGAGAUGCUCCGUGCCUCCCUGUCUCAGGAUCAGAGGAAAGAAGCCGCCCGGUCCCAGCGUCAGAUCAGUGCUCUCCGCGCCCAGCUCCAGGAACAAGCCAGGCUCAUUGCCUCCCAGGAGGAGAUGAUCCAGACCAUGUCUCUCAGGAAGGAGGAGGGGACCUGUGAGGGCCUGAAGGCUGUGGUCACAGAAGAAGACUCUUCUGAGGAAGAUCUGGAGGACUCCCGAGACGGACAGCAGAAUGUGCUGGCUGCUCUGAGGCGAAACCCCACCCUGCUGAAGCAGUUCAGGCCAAUCUUGGAGGACACCCUAGAAGAGAAACUGGAAAGCAUGGGGAUAAAGAGAGAUGCAAAGGGAAUAUCCAUUCAAACUCUCAGACACCUUGAGUCCCUCCUGAGAGCCCAGAGGGAGCAGAAGGCACGGAGGUUUUCUGAAUUUCUGAGUCUGAGGGAAAAGCUUGUCAAGGAAGCCACCAGCAGAGUGAAGAUGGGACAGAGGAAGAGGGCACCAGCGUCCCAGCCAGGCACCAAGGCUCCAGUCAAAAGCCAGCAGAACCCAUUGGUCAUCAAAGAGGCACAGGCGAAGUCCAGGAACCUGCAUGUGGCGUCGCCAUCCAAACCAGCAGAGCCUCCCACGACGACUCUUCAGAGCCGCGGCAGCCAUGGCCCUGGCCUGGCCCACAUGCCCACCCCCGCUCCACGUCCCAGAGCACAUGGACGCUCCGGCACCCCUGCUUCCCCAGGGCCUGGGCUGAGUACUCCCCCAUUCAGUUCUGAAGAGGACUUGGAGGAGGGAAAUUCGGUGCAGCGGACAUCCCUCCAGCCCCCACGAGGUCCCUCCAGGAUGGGGUCCCGGCCAGAGGAUGACUGGGACUGGUCUGACACCGAGACCUCGGAGGGGAGUGCCCAGCCCCCUAACAAGGGCUCAGGCGGGCUGGCUUCCUCAGGAACACUAGUACAGUCGCUGGUCAAAAACCUUGAGAAACAGCUGGAAGCUCCAGUGAAGAAGCCCUCUGGAGGGGUCAGUCUGUUCUUACUGCCUAACACUGGGCCGCAGAGGGCUGCCGUGCCAGGAAACAAGCCUCAGCUUUCUGAUGCUGAGAGUGACUUGGAGAUUUCUUCCUUGGAAGAGCUCCCCCAGGACCUGGGCCAGAGAGAAAAACCAAAGCCCCUGUCUCGCUCAAAGCCACCUGAGAAGUCUGACGCCAGCCCUUGGAGCCCUGGCCGACCCAGGAUCCCUGGUUGGUGA
Messenger RNA from Enhydra lutris kenyoni (northern sea otter), 2373 nucleotides. It is a transcript of the gene DZIP1L, whose product is annotated as DAZ interacting zinc finger protein 1 like. Gene Ontology annotation, biological process: cilium assembly. The transcript is spliced from 15 exons. Gene Ontology annotation, cellular component: cytoplasm; ciliary basal body. NCBI's taxonomy places the organism in Eukaryota, Metazoa, Chordata, Mammalia, Carnivora, Mustelidae. The record is from RefSeq and is a predicted model, not a curated record. Bases 49 to 2373 code for a protein of 774 amino acids.